AUGACACUUCCACCCCUUUUCAAUUCAAAAUUUCCAUCUUUUGUAAAAGAUUGUCAAGUUAAAGACAUUCAGGUGUAUUGGUACUGUCCCAAAUUUUCGCAGAGUCGUUAUCCGCCUGGACAAUUGAGUAGCGAAGCUUGUACACUGAUAUGUCUUCUCGUAGCGCAAAGAAUAUGUCAUGCAAGAUUGCAGCUCUGGAGUGCAGAAAAGUGCCCUCGACUAAUGAUUUCAGUCGCUGAGUCCAUUAUUGAGGGUAAUAAAACUCACGCUUGGAUAAUUAAUCGAGCUUUGGUUGCCCACAGGUACCUAAGUGUUGAUGAAGCUCUGAAAUUUGGUGGAAAGCGCUUGGCGACUUUAAAAGAAUGGAAGUUCAAAAUUUUUAAAGAAGAUAUAAAAACGAUGUACAAAAAUAUCCAAGAUUUUCUUCAGCACUGGUACCAAAAACCUAAAUCAGAAAACUUGGUAAUGUUGCUCAUAACUUGUGGACGUACUGUUUUAUUUUUAUUCCAAGAAUCAAUUAACAAAAUAACGCUUUUUGAUUCGCAUGGACACGUACGUUGGAAAAAUUUUUGUCGAGGUUUAGUCAUCGCACAAGCUAAAAUAGAAAAAUUACAGAACCUUUGUAAUUGGUUCAUAAACGAAGUUUUAUAUAAUUGUUUCAACUUACAACCCAGUCAAUAUGAGCUUGCAUUUCUUUACUACUGUCAUCAGCAUCUGUAG
Cotesia congregata is the source of this 720-nucleotide messenger RNA. The record is from the annotation of a GenBank genome assembly. NCBI's taxonomy places the organism in Eukaryota, Metazoa, Arthropoda, Insecta, Hymenoptera, Braconidae.